This is a messenger RNA of Chanos chanos (milkfish), 2119 nucleotides long. RefSeq names its product A kinase (PRKA) anchor protein 10 (gene akap10). Gene Ontology annotation, molecular function: protein kinase A binding. Lineage: Eukaryota; Metazoa; Chordata; Actinopteri; Gonorynchiformes; Chanidae. Gene Ontology annotation, biological process: intracellular protein localization. The transcript is spliced from 15 exons. Gene Ontology annotation, cellular component: plasma membrane; mitochondrion. The record is from RefSeq and is a predicted model, not a curated record. The coding region runs from base 1 to 1944 and encodes 647 amino acids.
AUGUCGUUUUUUAGACGGAAAGCUAAAGGAAAAGAGCUUGAGAGACCCUCUGCGGAAGCUAAACCCUCCAGAGCGCCCGCGUCACCCCACUCUCCCUCGCUGAGCGCCCGUCAUCACAAUGCCAUCCUGGAAGCGGCGGGCCCGAGCCAUGUGGCCAUCAACGCCAUCUCCGCCAACAUGGACUCGUUCGCGCGCGGACGCACCGCCAUCCUCAAAAAACAGCCCAGCCACAUGGAGGCCGAGCACUUCGGAGACCUGGGGCGCUCCAGUGUGAACUACCAGGCCCAGGAAACCCGGUCUCGGCUGUCUAAGACGGUGGACCAGAUCCUGCGGGAUAACGUGGCCCUUCCUUACUUCAUCCAGUUCAUGGAGACCCGCUCGGCGGACCACCUGGUUCGGUUCUGGCUGGACGCGGAGAGCUUUCGCUCCACAAGCUGGUCCCGGGUUCGAGCCCACAGUCUCAACUCCGUCAAGCACAGCUCCUUGGCGGAGCCCGCCUCCACCCUGGGGUCCCCCGGUUCUCCGGACUCCCCCUCCUCCGCCCACAGGGACUUGGGGUCGGACGAAGGAGAGACGGAGGACCCCUCCUCCUCCCGCGCCCCCUCUUCCUUGCCCCUCACCCCCAGCCCGCAGGACACUAACUCGCACGCCUCCUCCCUGGCGCAUCACCGGAACUCCAUCAGCUCCGAGGCGGGGCACCGGCCGUCCACGCCUCUACAGCAGCUCCCCUCGGCGGGGACGCCCACCCGACGGCCCCCCUCCCAAACCGGGACCCCCCAGAAAGGCCAGUCGUCCAACGCUUACAAAGACCUGUCAGACAAGCUAAUGAAAAGUAUAGAGAGGGAUGCGGUGAAUAUUUUCACUAAAUACGUUUCUCCGGAUGCUGCUAGGCCCAUUCCGAUCACGGAGCAGAUCAGGAAUGAUAUCGUUGCUAAAAUCUGUGGUGAGGACGGACAGGUGGACCCUAACUGCUUUGUCAUCGCUCAGUCUGUAGUCUUCACUAUAAUGGAUCAACAGCACUUUGGUGAAUUUCUGCGCAGCCAUCAUUUCUGUAAGUACCAGAUCGAGGUGCUGACCAGCGGCUCCGUGUUCCUGGCCGACAUUUUAUUCUGCGAAUCGGCGCUCUUCUACUUCUCAGAGUACAUGGAGAAGGAGGAGGCGAAGAAUAUUCUGCAGUUUUGGUUGGCUGCUGAUAACUUCCAGAUGCAGCUGGCUGCUAAGAAAGGCCAGUAUGACGGACAGGAGGCCCAGAAUGACGCCAUGAUCCUUUAUGACAAGUAUUUCUCACUGCAAGCCACGAACCCGCUGGGUUUCGGCGACUCUGUGAGGAUGGAGAUCGAGUCCAAUAUCUGCAGAGAGGGCGGUCCCCUGCCCGACUGCUUCACCACCCCACUCCGCCAGGCCUGGACCACCAUGGAGAAGAUGUACAUGCCAGGUUUCCUGUCCAGUAACCUUUACUACAAAUACCUGAGCGACCUGAUCAACUCGGUCCGAGCAGAUGAGUUCGUCGUGGGGAACGCCAGCGCCCUGGGUCAGAACGCGACCCACGACGGUGACCCACGCGGCACCAACGCCUCGGACGGGGCUCAGACCCAGCAGGGAACCAAGAGAGCGGUUGUGAAGAUCCUGAAGAACUUUGACGAGGCCAUAACCGUGGACGUUUCCAGUCUGGACCCAGAGUCUCUGUACCAGCGACCGUACGCUGGAAGAAUGACUUUCGGAAAAGUCAAUGAACUUGGUCAGUUUAUCAGAGAGGCCGAACCAGAACCGGACGUCAAGAAAUCUAAAGGUUCCAUGUUUUCCCAGGCAAUGAAGAAGUGGGUGCAGGGAAACUCUGAUGAGGCUCAGGAAGAGAUGGCCUGGAAGAUCGCUAAGAUGAUCGUGAAUGACGUCAUGAACCAGACGCAUCACGACAGUCCAGAGGUCAAAUCCACCAAGCUAUGACCUCCCCGCUCUCCGGUGAAGCACCAAAGGAAGGUUCCCUUUGUCCUCCCUGUUACGGUCCUGACGAUAGCAGAGGCGGCCACCCGACCCUACAGAGACGAACUGCACAUUAUAUUUAAAACCGACGUUAAUCUUAACGUUCAAGUGAAGAUAGAGAACAAGGCAUUCCACGACU